AUGUCCAUCAUCCUUGAAGACAACCAACCACCCGGGUUCUUACGUCUCGGUCCCACGUGGUAUCAUGAGAUUCCCUUCUUACCACAUGGAUGGGAGGCAACCAAUGAUGAAGGAUCUGGAUCACUCAAGCAUGCAGCAAUGAAAGCGCUCCUGCGGGACCAGUCGGCGCUGAAGCCCGAGCUGUUCGAAUAUGUCCACUGGUAUUUGGCAAAAUACCUUUGGGAUUCCCUUAAAAAAUGCAACAAGCAGACAAUGCACAUGUGGAAAAUAAUGGCCAGCGUUUAUCCUGUACAAUUCCAUGAGGUUAGUCCCUACUACUGCCUUAAUGCUGGAUGUCCCAAAAGACCACUAAGAGACUACAUGGGUCUCCUCAACAGCGAUGAUCUUCGCUGGCGUGCAAUCUUGACAAUUGCAACCACAUACUGUACUGCCACAGACCUGACUACCAUACCAAAUAUCAAGAAUCUGGUUGCCAUGGACGCUUACAGUGAGACAUAUUUGUCGAAUAUCGCCCCGCUGGAUCCUGUGGGUGCUAGUGACGAUGGUCUCCCUUUGCAAGAUGGGUUUGUGCGUGGUUGGAUCGAGUCCCAAGCACUACAGCACCUCCGCAUUCUCAGGUUCUACCACCAACACGAUAUAACCGUUGCGGCACUGGAAGCUUUGAGUAGACUGCCAGAGCUCCAACUCGUCGUGGCUUAUGAGUGUAAGAGGAUCACAGAAGCGAUUAUAAAAUACGAUAGGCCCGCGAAUAACAUCGUUCCCAUAAAGGGAUGGUCGGCCUGCAGACUCGAUUGGUUUUGGGAAACCCAUGGAACGUCAAAGGCAAUCGAUAAUCAUCUCUCGGCCCUGCUUGAUGUGUACGAGUCUAGUCUCCAGACACCCGGAGAGAAGCAUUUGGGGAGACCAUCAUCCCUACCAACGAAUACCCCGAUCUUGGAGUUCAAGCUACCAACUAUCGACCACAGCAGAAGAGACAGGGUUGUUAUUCGUUCUCGCUAUAAUUCCAAGUCAAUUGUAUUAUUUACUCGAGAUCCUGUAAAACAGAAGCUUGAGAAUGAAAAGCAAAAACGUGGAAGGGAGAAUAAGCGCAAUGAACCACCUGAAAUGGGAGAUCGUCCUACCAAGCGAGCAGUCAUGAAAGAGAGGGGGCCUAUGGAUAUUUCGAAGACGCUAAAUCAGUUCUUUUGA
Molecule: messenger RNA, 1188 nt
Organism: Penicillium coprophilum
Lineage: Eukaryota; Fungi; Ascomycota; Eurotiomycetes; Eurotiales; Aspergillaceae
Exons: 2
Coding region: 1-1188 (395 amino acids)
Source: RefSeq, a predicted model, not a curated record